GUGUAUUGCAUGUGCACCUCACCAAGUGUUGGACUUUUCUUCUGAUCAGCAAAUCUUAGGAACACAUAUAGAAGAACUGGAGUUAAGAGUUCUAGAUUGAGCCUUGUCUAAACAAAUAGUUAUUAGAAGAAUUGAAACUACUUGAUCUACGGAUUCCAUCUUGGACAGAAAAUGAACCAAAAUUGACCACUAAAUGUCUAAACUGGACUUGAGCUACGGGUUUAUCUUCAUAUAUAGCAUAUAACAGUAAACAAGACUAAUAUGCCUAAAUUGACCACUAAAUACUUAAUCUUGGCGUUAAAUCCGGUUUUCUGGUAAAAAUUAGCGGUUUAUCGGUAAAAAAAGAGUUUUACACGCGGUUUUCGGUUUUUAUGUUUUUUUUUAAUUUUUUUAAUUUAGAACGAAUUUUGAAAAAAACAGUGGUUAACCGAAAUCGCACCUCAGUGGUUUCGAUAAACCGACCGGUUUACUGCACCGGUUUUGUAAACCAUGGUUCCACCAUGCUUUUGUCCCAUUCUCCCUCCACUUCCUUUUUGUUUGUCCUUUUUCGUUUGUUGCCUUGUUGGUUUCGUUUCGUUCGUCUUCCCCCCCGUGCUGCGUGCGCUGCUCGCCUUCCCGUGCUAUUGCGUCUGCCUAUAAAGCGGCCGGACGGCCAUAAACCUCAGCCGGCCGGCCUCCUCGCUCUCGGACCGGAGCUCGGCCUCUGCUCUCCUCCCUCCGAUCUGCUCUACUCGAUCUGUUGGUGUUGGCCGUGCGCCGGUGCCCGUACCAUCGUCAGUGGCAGUGCACCUUCCUCCGACUCCAGCUCAAACUCUCUUCAACGGUAGACGCUAGCGCCCCCCUCCCCUGUCUGUGACGGCUACAGGCCUCCUCCUCCCGCUACAACGGUGCCCCCUAGCGCUGCUACAGUGCUAGCGGCUGCUGGGUGCAGACGCUACAUCAAGGGGUACCACAAGGGCUCCUCUUGCCUCGAUUUAUGUGUACAAAAAUAUUUAUUAGUUGUGAAAAAAUUGAUAAUAGAUGAUGAAUAUGUAUGGAAAAUAGUAUUUUAUGAUUAUAGUGGGGUAUAGGGAAAGGAUUUAGGGAGAACCGCUGUACAGGAUGGAGAUAUAGGGGGAAGAGAACGCUGACGUGACACGUGUGUGGGAUAUAGGGGGAAAAAUUUAGGGGUAACCAACCGCUGAAGACAGUCUCAUCAGUGGCCCUGCGCCGCCAGCCCCACUCCUCGCCACUCGCAGUCGCAGUAGAGUGGGCGCUGGACUGUAGCCAGCCGAGCCCGCUGCCGCAAAAAACACAGACACCAACCAACCGCCUCUCUCUCUCUCUCUCUCUGUCUCUCCCGCUGCUGAGAUCUCAUCUGACUGCCCAGAGGGAGAUUGAGACUGCGGAAUUGAAGCAGCUACCCAACAUGUACGCCGACGCCCUCGCCUCCUCGCAGCCCCCGCCGCCACCCUUCCUCUCCAUGGGCGUCAUGGACCACGAAGCCUACGCCGCCGUGGUGAGCAACUACUACUCCACCUCUGCCCUGCUGCCUCUUUCUUGAUUGUUGCAGUUUCAUAUGCCUCCGAACCACCCAAAACUGCUUGCUGCUGUUUCUUGGUUGCUCGAGCUAGCUAGGGUUCCAUUUCUCUGUUUGGUGGAACGAAUGAAUUCCCAAAUACGUAAGAGCAAAUUUCUCCUCUUCUGUGGAUGGAUGGACCAACAACAAUCGAAAAGGAAGGAGUGUCGCUUUCCUUUCGUUUUCGGCCGACACUCCACCCUCAUCAUAUAUAUAAUAAUUAUAUAAGAAACAUCCCUUCGUUAGUUGGAUUCUCUCUUCAAUCAAUGGCUUUAUUUGCAAUAGCAAGUAUCCGUCAGCCGAUACUUGCUUGUCUUAUUAAUUACCGGAUGGCUUUAUUUGCAAUAGCAAGUAUCCGUCAGCUGAUACUUGCUUGUCGUAUUAAUUACCGGACAUUGGUACAGCCAUCCAUGGUAUCAGAAUAUGACCUCGGAGGAGAAGGGGACCUGUUCAAAGCUCCACAAGUCAUCAUCCAAGAAGAAGCGCUGCUCAGCCUUGAUCCUGUCGCAGCUGCCUGCUCAAUGAUGAAUCAAACUAUUAAGGAUGCAGGCAUCCAGAACGACGCUCUCCUGAGUGAAGUGUUGUAUGAGUGCGAGAAGGAACUCAUGGAAAAGUCUGCAAUCGAAGAGACAAUUUCUGAACUUAUGGAUGUUAAGAUCCCUAUGCUGCAAGCUGAACAACUCCCGGCCAUGGAGAAUGAGAAGCGUUCCAUUCCUGAAUGCUCGCUCCAGAAAAGUGUUAGUUCUGGAUGCCUCAACUCGGCAGAUUGGAUGAAUGGAGCUGUCAGGCCAAACUUUCUAGACUUCCAAGGGCUGGACUUUGAGGCAGCGUUUGGGCUGAGGAGAGCUUACAGUGAAGGAGACAUUCAGAACCUUGGAGCCAACACGCCUCGACCAGCAGCAAAUGUUUGUGUGACCAUCAGUGACCUCAAGACCGAAGAAAGGAAGCAAAAGCUUUCCAGGUAUAGAAAAAAGAAGAUCAAGCGGAACUUUGGCAGGAAGAUUAAGUAUGCUUGUAGGAAGGCUCUGGCAGACAGCCAGCCAAGGGUGAGAGGGAGAUUUGCCAAGAUCGAAGAAUGCGACCUGCUGCUGCUGAAUUCAAGCACUUAGAUGGAGGUUCAGUCGAUCAUUCAGCUGUUCAAAAUCCACCUCCUCUACCCAGCCGUUUUGGUGCGAGCCGAGGGAGUUAAGAGCUGAAAGUGGUGGUAGUCUAGUUGGUUAGCUAGCCCCUGUACAAAGGCUUGAAUGAAGAUGGCAAUAAAACUCAGCUCUCCCCUCUGCUUGCUUGGCACUGCACUCCUUGUGCCUUACUGAAAACAAGAGCAAAAACAGACUCAUGAAGAUUAACAAA
Molecule: messenger RNA, 2908 nt
Organism: Zea mays
Lineage: Eukaryota; Viridiplantae; Streptophyta; Magnoliopsida; Poales; Poaceae
Product: CCT motif family protein
Exons: 3
Coding region: 1690-2667 (325 amino acids)
Biological process (GO): regulation of flower development
Cellular component (GO): nucleus
Molecular function (GO): DNA-binding transcription factor activity; protein binding
Source: RefSeq, a predicted model, not a curated record